Messenger RNA from Volvox carteri f. nagariensis, 501 nucleotides. RefSeq lists its product as uncharacterized. The record is from RefSeq and is a predicted model, not a curated record. The transcript is spliced from 2 exons. The coding region runs from base 1 to 501 and encodes 166 amino acids. NCBI's taxonomy places the organism in Eukaryota, Viridiplantae, Chlorophyta, Chlorophyceae, Chlamydomonadales, Volvocaceae.
AUGGACUCCAGCCAGGGCAGCAGUUCCCAGACAAGUGUCCUCUUCGAUUCGCCAAAGUCCAUUUUUGGCUUUGAGCCCAUCAACGGAUACACCCCUAGUGGUCAGCAGCUGCGGACGCAGCGUUCGCUUCUUGCAGAGCUGCUCCAGGCCUCUGCGGAGGGCCAUGAGUUGGCCGAGGAGAUUGAGGAGGUCGAGGAUGAUUGUUCAACGCGUCUUCCGAUCCCCACUCUUCGACCGAAUUGGUGCACCUGCAACGUGGGCCAGUGCGUUCCGCGGGAGUUCCAUGCCCGCGACUGCGCUAUGACUACAGAGUUUUCUAUGACCAUGCCCCGAAGGGGAGCCGAACACGGUGCUGUCACAGCACCGAUAAACAUUCCAACGAAGACAUAUUACAAGAGCGCCAGGCAAAUUGAGGACCGCCAGCGCCUCAUAUACCAACGCCAAAUGUACCGGAUGCAACUAGAAGCCCAUGAGCAAGCUAUCGCUGCAGGUCGCGCGUAG